AUGGAUUUCAUUGAGUAUGCUAUACCGUGUCCAAAAAAUAGUAAUGCAUCUAAAUUUCUAAUAAAGUUUACUUCUAAGGCACUAAAAAAUAUUGAACUUGUUGAUUUAAUCACAGAUCGGUACUUAUGGCCAUACAGUGACCAAUUAAAAGAUCAGAUGACUAAUAUUAUGGCGUUUGAAUGGUCCCCAAGUAAUUUAAUCCACAAUAAGCAGAGUGUUCUAGCAAUCCUAAAUUCAGUUGGGAAUGUGGAGUUCUUUGGACUACAUAGGAAACUAUGGAUAAGCCUUAUAGACUUCUCAAGUGUUGUAAAACAAAGCCAAAUGAUAAAAGAAGAAUUUGUUCAACCUAAAAGUUCCAUGGCAAUGGAGAGAUUGAGGGAUAUUGUCUAUAGUCUAACAACUAGCGCCAUUUGUUGGGCUCCAAAUAUAAACGAAGAUGGCUCAUGUUAUUUUGUUACAGCUCAAAGAAAUAGUACUAUAAUUAUUUGGAAUGUGAAAUGGCUAAACAAUAAUUUUGUAGUUGACAAAAUUGGAAUUAUUCUGGCAGAUACAGAGGAAAUAACAUCAUUAGUUUGGAUACCAAUAACAGAUGAUACAUUCUUUUUUAUUUAUGCAAACAUAUUAGGUGAGGUAGUUGGGAAAACUUGUAAAAUAGAAAAAAAUAAAUUAGAUGAAAUAAGUACAACUGUCUUGUGGAAGUACAAAGAUAGGAUGGUGCCAAGAGACAUUAAUUACAUUAUGGUUAAGGAGCAACUAACAGUUAUAUAUUCCAAACACAGACAUUUAGUUGUUCAAGUGUUUGACCAAAAUUUGAAAUUAUUAUAUGAAGCUGUCAAAAUAAUUAAUGAUGAUAAAAUUACAGUAGUAACAAAAGUCAAGAAUGAUUUCUUUAUAGGUACUGUUAGCGUAAAAAUAUAUAAGGUAAAUUCUAGUAUAAGCAAUAAUGAAUUGAAAAUAGAAUUUAAACAAAUACCACUUAAGGAGACCUAUGCAAAUCAUGAGCUUUAUGGUCUUGCCUUUUCUCCACAAAGUGUACUCUGUCACAUGAUUCUCUUAGAUAGAAAAGUUAAUUAUAGGAAAGAACAGCUCCAAAUGCUUAUUGCAACUUUCAGUUUUGAAGAUACAUGUGAAGAAAACAUCCUAAUAAACAACAACUCAUCUGCCAGAUUGACAAAUAUGUGGGAUUGUCUUGAACUACUACGAUACAGAACUAUGAAAUUGAAGAAACUACCAAAUUUAGACUAUAAAGAGUUCUAUGAGAGUGCCAAGAGCGAUAUCUACAAAAUGAAAAUUUAUUUAGCAUUUGUUAAACUUAACCGCAGUUUGGAUGGUAUUUUAAAAAACUUGUCCAAGGGCAUGUUACCGGAGACCUCAAUUGACAUUGUCCAAGAUGAAUUACUGGUUUUGCAUGCAUCGUCUGUUUUAAAAACAUUAUAUAAAAAGCAGAGAAGCAAUGAUCUAAGUCCCUUAGAAAAUGAGUGGUUAUUUGGUUGCUGCAACUACCUCAAGUAUUAUAGCAAAAAGUAUGACAAGCCAGUAGAGAAACUAAUUUUGAACAGUCUUUGGAAUGAUGUAUCUAAGUUUUGUAAAUCCAAAUUGAGCAGAUACACUUGUCAGUUCUGUGAUGAGAAAAUUGAUGGAUUUACAUGUGAAACUGGCCAUGCAAAUACAUUUUGUAUGGUCACAUUUACUCAAAUAAACAGCUUGGAAUACUUAGAGUGCAAGAGUUGUGGUUCAUUAGCGAGAGAGGAAUUGUAUGAGUUAAAACCUGUUUGUGUCUUUUGUGAUACAAACCUUGAGUUUCAUAAUAAUUUAUAG
Messenger RNA from Leptosia nina, 1818 nucleotides. Lineage: Eukaryota; Metazoa; Arthropoda; Insecta; Lepidoptera; Pieridae. The record is from the annotation of a GenBank genome assembly.